Clunio marinus is the source of this 3749-nucleotide messenger RNA. The record is from the annotation of a GenBank genome assembly. Lineage: Eukaryota; Metazoa; Arthropoda; Insecta; Diptera; Chironomidae.
AUGAAGUACAUUAGAAUACCUUCAAUACGAUCCUAUAGAUUCCUUUUGAUUUUAUCCUUUUUUUUCUUGUGUUCUUUAUAUUUCAUAAUUUUUGAAAAAAGUAAGAUUAAAAGUGUGCCAAAAUUAGAACAAUUUAUUGAAGAAAGUAAAAAUAGUUUUAAUGAGAUAGCAAGAUACGAUCAAAAGUAUCCAGUGGUUACAGAUUAUGAAAGAAAAGAUUGGCAUGAUUGGGACUUUUUACAGAAAGAAAAUCUUCGAAACGGUCCCGGUGAACGUGGCAAACCAUACAAGCUGACUGAUCCAGAAGACAUCAAAUUAAAUGAAAAACUUUUUAAAAUUGAAGGCUUGUACGCACUUGUCAGUGAUAAAAUAUCAGUUAAUCGGAGUGUACCUGAUACACGUCUACCAAUAUGCAAAACAAUAAAAUAUCUGAAAAAACUGCCAACGACAUCAAUCAUCAUUAUUUUCCAUAACGAAUAUUUUUCCAUACUUUUGAGAACGAUUCAUUCGGUUUAUAAUCGAGCGCCUCGUGAAUUGCUUCAUGAAAUUAUUUUAGUGAAUGAUGCAAGCACAAAAAAGGAACUUUAUGAACCUCUACAAGAUUAUGUUAAUGAAAAUUUUGACGAAAGAGUUAAAAUUGUGAAUUUACCUGAAAGAAAAGGUUUGAUUGUUACACGCAUGGAAGGAGCACGAAGGGCAUCAGGAGAAGUUUUGUUAUUCCUAGAUUCUCAUAUGGAAGCAAACACAAAUUUUCUUCCACCUUUACUUGAACCAAUCGCUCUUGAGCCUAGAACUGCAACAGUUCCCAUUGUUGAUAACUUUUUUCACGACACUUUUGAGUACGGCAGUGGUGGCAAAGGCUCACGAGGUGUAUUCGAUUGGAAAUUUGAAUUUCAUUGGCUACCAAGAAGAAGGAAAGACAAAAUUCAUCCAGAAAAACCUGCCCCAACCCCCAUCAUGUUGGGAUGUGCAUUUGCAAUAAGACGAGAUUACUUUUUUGAUCUUGGUGCUUAUGACGAACAAUUAAUGAUUUGGAAUGGAGAAAACUAUGAAUUGAGUUUCAAACUUUGGCUCUGUGGAGGUCAAUUACUUGAAGUUCCAUGCUCAAGAAUCGCACACACAUUCAGAAAGCACAACGAAUGGCGAAAAAGAAAAGACGUCGAUUUUGUUGGACACAAUUUCAAACGGAUUGCUGAAGUAUGGCUAGACGAAUACAAAGAAUUUUUAUACAAAACGGAUCCAAAAAGAUUUCAAAAGAUUGAUGCUGGAGAUUUGACGAGAGAAAAACUUAUCAGGGAAAAGUUGCAUUGUAAACCAUUUAGUUAUAUGUUGGAACAUGUUAUGCCAGAUAUGCUUGACAAAUUUCCACUCAAAGAUCCUGGAGCUUUCGCACAUGGUGCAAUUAUAAGUGAUUUAAAUAAGAAAUUAUGUGUUGACACUUUAGGAAGAGAACACAAUGAAGCAAUUGGCCUUUAUCCAUGUCACAAGGAUAGAGAACAUCCAGAUGGGACUCAGAACUUUGUAUUAAAUUGGAAUAAACAGAUAAAGAUAAGAGAUUAUUAUGAUAAUUGCUUAGAUGUUUACAAUGUAUCAAUACGAGGAUGUCAUUUUACAUUUGGCAAUCAAUAUUGGAAAUAUGAUCUUGCAACUCAUCAUUUAUUCAGUCCACCUGAUAAUUGCCUAACAGGAAUUAUUGAAGCAAAAGAACUUAAAGUGAAGACAUGUGAACUUGGAGAACGAUCUCAAAUGUGGUCGUGGGGAUAUGUAAAUGUCACUGCACUUCUAAAUUGGAACAAUGAAGGAUCAAGAAUGUUGUAUCUCAGUGGAAGAAUAAAAAAGUUUGAUCUCCUUUCAUUCAUUCUUAUAUUUUGUAGUGUCAUUGUUAGUUUUAUAUUAAUUAGAAAUUAUUAUGAACAUCGAACUAAUCAAUAUCAAUCUGAAACUUCUACUUACAAAGAAUAUAUUAAUUAUUUAAAACGUAAAAUGUCAGCGCCACGUUAUCCAUUUGCCAACACAUACGAAAGAAAAGAUUAUCACGACUAUGAGUUUAUGAGAGCUGAAGAAAUGCGUGAAGGUCCAGGAGAACAUGGAGAGAAAUAUUUACUUAAGGAUCCAGACGACAUUGCUAGAAACAAACAAUUAUUUAAGCAGUUUGGGUUCUUCGCUGUUGGAAGUGACCACAUUUCAGUUAAUCGUUCAUUACCCGACGUUCGUAUGGAGAGCUGUAAAUCGAAAAGGCAACUCGUACAGCUUCCAAAGGUUUCCAUUAUUAUUGUAUUCUUCGAUGAAUAUUGGAGCAUUUUACUGCGAACAAUUCAUUCUAUUUACAACCGAACCCCACACGAAUUGUUGCACGAAAUCAUAUUAGUAAACGACAAUAGCACCGUUCCCGAGCUUUACGAGCCAUUACAAAACUAUGUGAAAGAAAAUUUCGGUGAUAUUGUAUGGAUUUACAAUUUAAAUGAACGUAAAGGGUUAGCAGUCGGUCGAAUGAAGGGAGCAAAACGAGCGAAAGCUGAAGUGUUGGUCUUUCUUGACUCUCAAGUGGAAGUGAAUGUGAAUUGGCUUCCCCCAUUGUUGGAACCUAUUGCUCUAGCACCUAAUUUAAUAACGACACCAAUAGUUGAUAGCUUCGCUUAUGACACUUUUGAAUAUCGGAAAAUUGAUGAUGGAGGUCGAGGGAUAUUUAAUUGGAAUUUAAAUUACCGGAGAGUUCCACGGCGACCUGAAGAUAGCGUCAAUUUAGAUGAGCCAAUUCCAAAUCCUAUUAUGCAUGGAGCUGCUUUCGCAAUAAAUCGAUUAAAUUUUUGGGAAAUCGGAGCUUAUGAUGAUGGAUUGAAAGUUUGGCAAGGCGAACAAUUGGAGCUCUCACUUAAAGCUCAUCUGUGUGGUGAAGGAAUUGUUGAAAUUCCAUGUUCACAUGUGGCACAUUCAUUUCGAAAUAAGAAUUAUUACCAAAGAUUUGAGGAAAACGGAGUCGAUUACAUGAUGAGAAAUUUCAAAAGAGUUGCAGAAGUUUGGUUGGAAGACUACAAACAUCUUGUGUAUGACAUGAAUAGAGAAAAAUACGAUCAAACUAAUGCCGGAAAUUUAGCUCAAGCGAAAUUAUUCAAACGUAAUGCACAUUGCAAGCCGUUUAAAUAUUUCCUUGAAUUUGUUGCACCAGAAAUCGUUGAACGUUAUCCGAUUUACGAUCCAGGUCAUUUUGCCCAAAGUACAAUUCAAUCGAAAGCGAAUUCAAAUUUGUGCAUUGAAGUUCCGAAAGCUGCUCAUAUGCAAAAGAUUUCUCUUGUUGAAUGUGAUGAAAACCGAUUAGAGCCUUCACCAAAGCAGUUCUUCAAACUCGCCUGGCACAGAAACAUUCAACAUUCAACAUUUGACUUUUGCUUACAAGAAUCGCUGACAAUGAGCGAAUGUCAUUAUUUAGGCGGCAAUCAACUAUGGAAAUACGACAUUGAAACUUAUCAAAUUAUAAAACUCAAACAAGACAAUCCCAAAUGCUUGACAGCUGAUGUUGAGAGCAGAAAAAUUUAUCUCGAUAAUUGUGAUUCGGAAGACAUUAAACAGAAGUGGAAUUGGGGUGAGAAAAACAUUUCAGCACUUCAAAAUUGGGAGACAUUUGGCAUGACGUUGAGCAAGCUUUCACUUGACUAAACAUUCACCAGACUUGAAAUUGUUCAGCUUUAAAUUGAAAUUGGUUGAUGUAUAAAAUAAGUAAAUAAUGAAAUAAAUAAAAUUUAUUGUGAUUG